AUGCCGAGCCACCCGCUACGAGUAGCGGUUGUGUGCUCGAGCAACCAGAACCGCAGUAUGGAAGCGCACAAUAUCCUCAGCAAACGUGGAUUUGAAGUGCGUUCAUUCGGGACUGGUUCUCAUGUGAAGCUCCCAGGUCCCGCCCCAGACAAGCCUAAUGUGUACGACUUCAAAACAACAUAUGAACAGAUGUACAACGACUUGGUCCGCAAGGACAAGGAACUAUACACGCAGAAUGGAAUUCUUCACAUGCUGGACCGCAACAAGCGGAUCAAGUCCAAGCCGGAGCGCUUCCAGAGCUGUAAGGACAAGUUUGACCUGGUCAUCACGUGUGAGGAGCGAGUGUACGACCAAGUGCUCGAGGAUCUGAACUCACGGGAGCAGGAGACCCUGCAGCCCGUCCACGUCAUCAAUGUAGACAUUCAGGACAACCAUGAGGAAGCCACGCUGGGCGCCUUCCUCAUCUGCGAGCUGUGUCAAUGUAUUCAACACACGGACGACAUGGAAAAUGAAAUCGAUGAACUCCUGCAAGAGUUUGAGGACAAGAGCAGUAGAGCUUUCCUUCACACAGUCUGCUUCUACUGA
Nerophis lumbriciformis (worm pipefish) is the source of this 585-nucleotide messenger RNA. The record is from RefSeq and is a predicted model, not a curated record. NCBI's taxonomy places the organism in Eukaryota, Metazoa, Chordata, Actinopteri, Syngnathiformes, Syngnathidae.